CUAAUUUUGAAGAAACUCCCAUCUAAUUUGUUCAGUUUAUUACAGAGUACUGAGGAGGAAGAAGAAGAAGAAGAAAAGGAGCCAACGGUUUUCGUCUUCGUCUCUCGUCGGUGACGUAUUCAAAGGUUCACAAAAUUACCCCUGGUAAAUUAUAGUGGUUAAGUUACAAAUAGUUACUGUUACCGAUGCUGUAUAUCUACAUUCUACAGUGAUAUAAUAACAACUAUUCUUCUUUUUCCUUCUCUGUUGUAAAAAGAACCCAUUUCGCCUCUUUAAUCUACCAACAACAAUCUGAGAAAUUUUUCCGCAUCAAGAAAUCUCGUUCUGUUUUGUCAGAAAAAAAAAACCCAAGAACUAAAAGGCCAGAAAACUGCCUUCCAGCAGGAGUUGGUGAAAAGGGAUUUUUUUCCUCCAAGGGUUUGAAAUUUUCUAUAGAUGAUGAGUCAUAGGUGAUGCUGCUACUCAAUCAGAAUCGGAGCUCAUUCAAUUCAUCAGAAGAAGAACAGAAAAACACUCAGUUAUUAUCAUAAUUAAUUGAUGAUGUCGUCUUCGGAGCAAUCAGCGGCCAAUUCCGGCGGCAUAGGAACAAGAAAGGGAAAGGCUAAAACUUCAUCCCCUGCCUCCUGCUGCGGCUCCGACCUUGGGACUGGGAAGCCUGUGAUAGUGAUGAUAUGCGGGAGCCUGGUGUAUUACCACUGCGCAUACCGGAAUUCCAGCCUCGUAUCCUUGGUCUCUGACGUCUUCAUCGUCCUACUCUGCUCCCUGGCCAUACUUGGCCUCCUAUUCCGGCAGAUGAACAUCCCGGUGCCGGUUGAUCCUCUUGAGUGGCAGAUAUCUCAGGAUGCAGCCAAUUCAAUGUUUGCGUGCCUUGCUAACACCAUCGGUGCUGCUGAAUCCGUUCUCAGGGUCGCUGCAACUGGCCAUGACAAGCGCCUCUUCGUUAAGGUCACCCUCCCUCAUCCUCAAGUACUUAUUUGCCACUACUAUGAAUUGUGAAACAAAUAGAGUAAUGUAGUGAAACAAAUUUAUGAAAUCUGCUGUUAUGAAUUGUGUCAACAAAUAGAGUAAUGUAGUGAAAAAAAUUAUUGAAUUCUGCUGUUAUGAGUUGUGACAACGGAUAGAGUAAUUUAGUGAAACAAAUUAUUGAAACCUGUCCAUCUGUUAGCCAAACAUUCCGAACUUAGCUGUUCACAUUCUAUAGGGAACGAUUUUUCCUAUCAAACUCAACUUAUAUGGAACUAAUCCGAUACAUUUUCAAUUCAUUUAGUUUGAAUUUCCAGCAACAAUUACAACAUAUUUGAUAAUGUGUAAUAGCUGUUCAUCCAUAAGAAUCCUAAAACUCACGUUUUGGUGUCACAUUGCUGCCUAGAAUUAGAUAGUGCUGUCUGAGCCACCUUAAUCAACAGCCCCUUGAUGUCCUCGUGUCCGUGUUACCUUAAACAUCCGGCCUAGCUACAUCACUAGAACUUUCAUUGAUCGUUUUAUCUGAGCACCGCUAAAUCUAAAAUUGCCAACAACUUGAUAUCUCUAUCAAAGACCCAGGUGCUUGUGCCCGCAGUAAUUUAAGGCAUAAUUAGAUCAAGUUCACCGAGAAUGUCUUUGUUCUCUAUUUAUUUGCCGCGCCUCACUGCUGCUGCUUCCUUAUGUAUUGGACUUACUAUAUACAGCCGCAAAUUUAAACAAUUCUUCUGUUUACAGGUGGUUUCCAUCCUUUAUCUGUUAUCAGCCCUCGCAAGAAUGGUCUCUGCUGCUACGUUUGCUUAUGCUGGUAAUACAACAUUCUCCCUCCCUUUAAACCAACAUUAUCAACUCCUCUUAUUUCCCGUGUCAUUUUAGUUCUUGUUUUCUCUAAUCACUCAACCACCUGUUACAGGACUUUGCCUUUUUUGUCUCUACACUCUUGCUGAGAAUUCCCAGCUUUUGAGCUCGUGGUUACCUUGGAGAAAAGAUUCAUCGAGUAUGGUCCCAGAAUAGUAGCAUCACUUAUAGGUCUCUCUCUUUCUCUGCUUAGAUCUCUCUUCCCUCCAUGUUGCCUCUUUAGAAUGAAGAUCUAUUGCAACAUUGGUUUGUUCUUGUAAGUUGUAACCUCUUCUAACGCGUCUGUUACUUCACUGUUAUGCUUGUAAAGUGAACUCCCCUAGAGUCCAACUCAUUCUUUUCAGGUCUCUCAUUUCUUAGCCACGUGAGAUCACUUUCUGUAUCCAUGAAAGGACUCGCAAAAGAGAUGGCUAAAAUUCUCUGUGUUAUUGGUUUUCCAACAUCUGGACGCUGUUGUAGUAAGAUUACCAGUUUGUGGUAACCCAAUGGUGCAUGAUUGUUGAUUGGAGAAGGAUGGUGCAUGGUUUUGGGUUAGGAAUUCCCCCUUUUUUUUGUUUUUUUUUUGGUUUAAUUUAUUUAUUGUGCAGGAAAAUGCUUACCACUUUUUGGUGGUUGUUUUGCUAACCUCCCACCAUGGUACGAUGUUUAUUUUGGUUUCGAGCAAGUUCAAUAAUGCCUGAAAAUCAAGUAUCCCCAUAUUAAGUAAAAACUUCACUGUGUGUCUUUAUCUCUCUGUAUUUCAAAGAAUCAUUUUUAUUUUUUUUUGGAAAAGUCAAAUAAUCAUUUGUUUCUUACUUUCUUUUCCUUAACCUUUUUUUUUUUUUCUCUUUU
Messenger RNA from Oldenlandia corymbosa var. corymbosa, 2649 nucleotides. The record is from the annotation of a GenBank genome assembly. Lineage: Eukaryota; Viridiplantae; Streptophyta; Magnoliopsida; Gentianales; Rubiaceae.